This is a messenger RNA of Lycium ferocissimum, 1928 nucleotides long. Its product is annotated as putative pentatricopeptide repeat-containing protein At1g12700, mitochondrial. The transcript has a single exon. Gene Ontology annotation, molecular function: protein binding. The record is from RefSeq and is a predicted model, not a curated record. Lineage: Eukaryota; Viridiplantae; Streptophyta; Magnoliopsida; Solanales; Solanaceae. The coding region runs from base 71 to 1864 and encodes 597 amino acids.
AACUUUUGCACAAAAUUAGGGCAAACCGAACCACUUUCCACUUUACACUGAGAUUUCUUAGCCAUAGAAAAUGAAGAAAUUUUUUGUGUGUUGCCCUCACAAUGAUAUUAUUCCGUUCAUCUCUGCUUUCCAUUCUUGUUCAGCAAUUACAACAAGGGCUUAUUCUUCAAAUCAUAGUAAUACAUCCGUUUCAGUAAAGGGUAAACUUGGGUUAAAUAGCAAGAUUGAGAAUGUCAAGUGUUUAGAUGAUGCUGUCACUCUCUUCCAUCAAAUGGUUAGAAUGAAGCCUCUUCCUUCUGUUCCCGUCUUCUGUAAAUUAUUUAAGACUAUACUAAAUAUGAAGCAUUAUUCUGCUGUUGUUUCUCUUUUUCAAGAAAUGCAGAAUUUGGGCAUCCCAAUUAAUGAUUUCAUCUUGAAUAUCGUGAUUAACAGUUAUUGCCUGAUGCAUCGUGUUGAAUUUGGAUUUUCGGUGUUACCCAUUUACUUGAAGACUGGCAUUCCGUUUGAUAAUGUCACCUUUACCACCCUAAUUAGGGGAUUAUUUGCUGAAAAUAAGGUCAAACUUGCAGUUGAAUUGUUCAAAAAAUUGGUGAGAGAGAAGAUUUGUGAGCCCAACGAAGUAAUGUAUGCAACCGUCAUGAAUGGGCUUAGUAAAAGGGGUCAUACGGAGAAGACUUUAAGUUUGCUCCGGUUAAUGGAACAAGGAAGUACUAAGCCCAACAUAUAUAUUUACAGCAUUGUUAUAGAUGCUUUUUGCAAAGAUGGAAACAUAGAUAUUGCUGUGAACCUUUUGAACGAGAUGAAGCUGAAAGGCAUUCCUUCAAACAUAGUCACAUACAGUUCAUUGAUUGAUGGUUUGUGUAAGUUUGGUCAGUGGGAAAAAGUUAAGACUUUGUUCUCUGAGAUGGUGAACCUUAAUAUUUAUCCAAAUGUGCGCACCUUCACCGCGGUGAUUGAUGGACUAUGCAAAGAAGGAAAAGUCGAAGAUGCAGAGGAAGUAAUGAGACACAUGACUGAUAAAGGUGUAGAGCCUAAUGCGUUCACCUAUAAUGCCAUAAUGAAUGGACAUUGUUUGUGUGGUCAACUAGCUAGAGUGAGGGGAGUUUUUGAUUCCAUGAUAGAUAAGAACAUUGAACCUGGCAUUAUUAGCUAUAACAUACUAAUAAAUGGAUACUGUAAGGAAAAGAAAGUGGAUGAGGCCAUGCAAUUGUUUGGUGAAAUUUCUCAAAGGGGAUCAAAACCUGAUAUCUUUACCUACAAUACUAUCUUGCAAGGGCUGUUUGAAGUUGGAAGAAUUGGAGAUGCAAAAAAAGUUUCUGCCGAAAUGCUUUUUGCAGGGCACGUACCUGAUUUAUGCACUGAACACACUUUGCUCAAUGGUUAUUUUAAGUACGGACUUGUUGAAGAAGCUAUGUCACUCUUUAAUAAGUUGGAAAGAAAGAGAGAAAAUAUUGAUAUAGUAUCUUACAAUAUAAUCAUUAAUGGCUUGUGCAAAAAUGGUAAACUCGACAAAGCUCGUGCCAUAUUUGAGAAGCUUUCUUUAAUUGGAUUGCUUCCGGAUACAAGAACUUAUAAUAUAAUGAUAAAAGGAUUUUGUCUUGAAGGGUUAUUAGAUGAAGCAAGUGGUAUGUUAAGAAAAAUGGGGGACAACGGUUGUUUGCCGAACAUUGUCACUUACAAUGUUAUUGUGCAAGGUUUUCUCAGGUGUAGCAAAAUUAGUGAAAUGGCAACAUUCAUGAAGGAAAUGGUUGGAAGGGGCUUCUCAUUUGACGCAACUACAAUAGAGUUAUUGAUAAAUGUUACAAAGGAGAAUCCUUCCGUCCUUGACAUGAUCCAAGAGCUUCACUCGGAAAAUAAGAAGUGAUUAUUUCUUUCGCUUGGUUUAGUCGGCUACACUAUCAUUGCGAUACAGUUUUUUGUUACCGCAA